AUGUCUUCAACCAUUCCUAGUAAGCGUACACGCUUUUCCGAACUUGAACAAACACAACAGCAACAAGACCUUCAGAAUCUCCAACAAAAUUUACAACAAUUUAAUCAACAAUCUCAAUUACGUCAAAUGUAUCAGAGUCCAAAUCAACACCAGCAUCAAUUGGUUCCUGGAGAAUUAAUUCAAUCCCCACAAACUCCGCUACUGACGGAACAAGAUAUUCGCCGCCUUGAAAAAGGGAUUGAUUUAUUAAUCGAUGCUAUAAUUCCAAAUAAAAGUCAACAAGCCAAAGAAGCUGCUACAAUUAUUAUCAAUUCUCUUUCUUCUUUAAAAUGUUAUGAUAAUAUAGUGACACAAAAAAAUGAUUCGCAACAUUCGAACUCAAAUUCGAUUGUAUUAGAUAUGCCAACUCUUAAUGAACCGACGCAAAAUAAAUCAGAAAAGAUCGCGUCUCCAUUGUGUCAAUUGUUAAAUCACACAUACCCAAAUAGUAUCGUGGAAUUGGUUCAUAAACUCUCUAAAAUGUCUUUGAAUCCCUUAGAUUUACCUGUAACUUUAUCCCCCUCAACAAAUAAUACAAAAUCGAUAAGUAAUUCUUUACCGCAGAAAGUACCAUCUUCAAUACCUGCUAUCAAACCCACCAAAAUAUAUCCUCCAUCAAAUGAAUUAUGUCAGCAAUUAAUGCAAGAUUAUUUUAAUCAUUUUAACACCACAAUUCCAAUAUUGGAUCGUCGGAAGUUUAUCGAUCACUGGCGUAAUAAAAAUAACAAACACUCUCAAUUAUUGGUCGCUUCUACUUUAGCUUUGGCUGCUGCAAGGUAUUCAGAUGACCCUUCCAUCCAAAAAACUCAGGAUAAGCCUGGUGGCGUUUUCUUUGAUACUGCAAAGAAACUACUAGAUACGAUGUACGAUAAGCCUCGGUUGGAAACCGUGCAAGCAUUAUUAUUGCUUUCUCACUCAGAGACUAGUUUAUCACGCAUAGAUAGCAGUUUUAUGUUUUUAGGCAUGGCUGCAUGA
Molecule: messenger RNA, 1014 nt
Organism: Funneliformis mosseae
Lineage: Eukaryota; Fungi; Glomeromycota; Glomeromycetes; Glomerales; Glomeraceae
Source: the annotation of a GenBank genome assembly